Raphanus sativus (radish) is the source of this 1508-nucleotide messenger RNA. RefSeq names its product F-box/kelch-repeat protein At4g19870-like. Gene Ontology annotation, molecular function: protein binding. Bases 35 to 1267 code for a protein of 410 amino acids. The record is from RefSeq and is a predicted model, not a curated record. Lineage: Eukaryota; Viridiplantae; Streptophyta; Magnoliopsida; Brassicales; Brassicaceae. The transcript is spliced from 2 exons.
UCCACCCCCACCCACCAAGAAAGUCAUCGCAGCCAUGAACCGCCAAGAAGAACCACCGGAGAAGACGAGAAAGACGUCAGAACCACCAUCAUGUCCAUCAUUCUCUUUACUUCCAGAUGAAAUCGUCGUGGACUGCUUAGCCCGGAUCUCCAGAGCGUACUACUGGAGACUCUCGAUCAUUUCAAAAAGCUUCCGGUCCCUCGUCUCUUCCAAGGAGCUCUACGCAGCUCGAGCUCGCAUCGGAAACACCGAGCAGUGUCUCUACGUCUGCCUCUCGGAUGACAAAUCUCCCCAAUGGUAUACCCUCUGGAUUAACCCUAAUCGAACCCUAACCGUCCCCGCGAUCAAGAAGAACAAGAAAACCCUCGAGCUCGGAUACUCGUCAUUGGCUCCAAUUCCGUCGUCUGAUUUUCCUUCAGUAUCCGAAUCAACCCUAGUUGUUGGUUCGGAAAUUUAUGUUAUCGGCGGACCAACCAAGACCGUACGAAUACUUGAUUGUCGUACUCAUACGUGGCGUGAUGCACCUAGCAUGACCAUAGCCCGAAGGGAUGCUCUCACAUGUCUCUAUGAUGGAAAAAUAUAUGUCAUGGGAGGAUGCGGGGUACUGGAGGAGCCAUGGGCUGAGGUGUUCGACACGAAUACGCAAACUUGGGAACCUCUCUCUGAUCCUGGUACCGAGAUACGUAAUAUAGGUAGCUGUGCCUUUUGCAAAAUCAAAGAAAUAAAAGGAAAGAUUUACUUUUGGAAUUCAAACAGAAGGUAUGCUUAUGACGCAAGCCAAGAUAACUGGGAGAGUUUUGCGGAUUUUUGGGAGUCAAGGACAUGUUUGAUCGAUGGUGCUGUACAGUACUACUAUAUUCCCAAUUCAGCAUGUGAGAUUGAUGGUGUAUGGUAUUCUAUAACUCGUCGUCCCAACUUCCGCGUAAGAAACCCUACGUUAAUUAAUUCUCUUUGGCUGAUGUGGUCAAAGGAUGGAGUAGAUUGGGAAGUUGUGAAAGGGUUAUACUCAUUAAGAGAGAUGCACAAAAGGAAUGGUGGCUCUAGUAGAAAUACAACUAAGUUAGUUAGCUGUGGUGGGAAGCUCUUACUUUUGUGGGAAGGUUAUAUGAAACAUAAUCCCAGUAAUAGGAAGAAGAUUUGGUGCGCGGAAAUCACGUUGAAAACUGAUGGUGGACGUGACGUUUGGGGUAAUGUUAAGUGGAUUAAUGUUGUGCGAAGCGUUCCCACACAGUGUGAGCUCUUGCAUUGUCUCGUUGUCUCCGUUUGAUGGACUUGUAUCAAAGAUGAAGUUAAGAAAGUAUAUUUUCCCCUUAUAUAUAUAAUGUGAAGGAAUCAGAAGCAAAUGGAGAGCAACAAGAGUUAAGGAGAAGUUUCAAGAAAAAAACAAGAGUUAAGGAGAAGAAUUAUAGGGGUUGAAAGUCAAGUUUAUGAACAUGAAAUUUUAUCAUUUUGUCAAACUACCUCGGCAACUUUGUUUUGUCUUUUGAUAUUUUUAUCUAUUCUUUGAC